Auanema sp. JU1783 is the source of this 1185-nucleotide messenger RNA. NCBI's taxonomy places the organism in Eukaryota, Metazoa, Nematoda, Chromadorea, Rhabditida, Rhabditidae. The record is from the annotation of a GenBank genome assembly.
AUGCCAGAAGGAGUUGAAUACCUCGUUGAGGGAGUUCAAGUAACUAAAGCCAACGUCGAGAAAGUGUUACAGGAAAAUUUUGGCGUGCACGCGAAAAUACUCGAGGCUUCUCCUCUCGGUAAGGAUGCUAUUGGUUACAUGUCAGUUAUUCGUAGACUAUCUCUUCAAUGGCCUACUCAUCGUGAUGACCUGCCAGAAUCAGUUAUUAUCAAGAUUACGUCUUCAUCGUCUGUUAAAGAUGCACUCGACAGGUCAGGCCGUAGAUCAGGAGAUCCUUCGAAAGCUGAAGAAGAGGAGAGAAUCAUGAACUUCUUGCAGGCAUGCAUGCACAACAAUGAAGUCACUUAUCUAAGGAACUUUACUAAGUUUCGUGAGGAAGCAGAUUUCUCGUAUCCGAUCACUCAUUAUACUGGUGAUUACGGUUCAGACAACUCGUACAUAGUGCUUAAAGAUUAUAAAGACUGCAAAUUGAUUGAUCUUAUUGACGGGUUCAAUGAGGAACAGUUAUAUGCUAUCGUCGACCAGAUUGUGAAAAUUCAGGCAUAUGGUUUCACGAACUCCGAAUGUAGUCUCAUUCCGAUCCCCCCAGAGAGGGUGGCUCUGAUUUCUGGCUUUGUCAAUCACUUGUUGGUGUCAGCAAGAGCUUUGCAUGAUAAGUACCCGAAGGUUUUUAAAAAGUUGAAGACUUUCCUUGAUCACACUUUCACUGAUGGCGUAUCAGAUAUGGUUUCACAAAGAAUUAAUUAUAUUAACCGAGUAGGAAGAUGGUCUCUUGUACAUGGGGACCUUUGGGCUCCCCAAAUAUUGUGGGAUGAUGAUCGAACUAUUGGUGCCAUAGUAGAUUGGCAGGGUACAACUUGUGGAAGUCCAGUUGAGGAUAUACUACGAAUCUUGACCACUUGUACAAGCGUGGAAAACAGGCGAAGACUAACAAAACCGUUGUUGGAUUAUUACCAUAGAGAACUCACUAAGGCAUUGGCAAAGAAAGAUUUCGAGAUUCCUUUCACAAGAGAGGAUAUUGAGCAAGAGCUUGUUGAUUUCUACCCAUGCUCACUGAUGUCCUGUGUUUUCGCAAACUCUUUCUGGGAUAAAGCUGAAUUGCUGAGUGGAGAAGGCCGAAUGGACGAAUCUUUCUCUCGACUUGCCGCAUUCAUCGAUGAUGUGCUCCAGUCGAAGGGUUUGUAA